AUGGCUACCGACAAGGGACUCGAGGACGUCCCCGAGGGGCAGAUCGAGUCCAACUAUGACGAGACUGUCGACUCAUUCGAUGACAUGAACCUGAAGUCUGAGCUUCUCCGUGGUGUGUACGCCUAUGGUUUCGAGCGCCCUUCGGCCAUUCAGCAGCGUGCGAUCAUGCCCGUCAUCAAGGGUCACGAUGUCAUCGCCCAGGCCCAGUCUGGUACUGGCAAGACCGCCACCUUCUCUAUCUCCGUUCUCCAGAAGAUCGACACUUCGGUCAAGCAGUGCCAGGCCCUGAUCCUGGCCCCCACUCGUGAGCUCGCUCAGCAGAUUCAGAAGGUCGUUGUCGCUAUCGGCGACUUCAUGAACAUCGAGUGCCACGCUUGCAUUGGUGGUACCAGCGUGCGCGACGACAUGAAGGCCCUCCAGGAUGGCCCCCAGGUCGUCGUCGGAACCCCCGGUCGUGUCCACGACAUGAUUCAGCGCCGCUUCCUGAAGACGGACGCUAUGAAGAUGUUCGUUCUCGACGAGGCCGACGAGAUGCUUUCUCGUGGUUUCACCGACCAGAUCUACGACAUCUUCCAGCUCCUCCCCCAGUCCACUCAGGUCGUUCUCCUUUCCGCUACCAUGCCCCAGGACGUCCUCGAGGUCACGACCCGCUUCAUGCGUGACCCCGUCCGUAUCCUGGUCAAGAAGGAUGAGCUUACCCUCGAGGGUAUCAAGCAAUUCUACAUUGCUGUUGAGAAGGAGGAGUGGAAGCUCGACACUCUGUCCGACCUGUACGAGACGGUCACCAUCACCCAGGCUGUCAUCUUCUGCAACACCCGCAGAAAGGUCGACUGGCUCACCGACAAGCUUACCGCCCGCGACUUCACCGUCUCGGCCAUGCACGGUGACAUGGACCAGGCUCAGCGUGAUCUGAUCAUGAAGGAGUUCCGCUCUGGAUCCUCUCGUGUCCUGAUUGCCACUGACCUCCUGGCCCGUGGUAUCGAUGUCCAGCAGGUGUCGCUGGUCAUCAACUACGAUCUCCCCGCCAACCGCGAAAACUACAUCCACCGCAUUGGCCGUGGUGGUCGUUUCGGCCGAAAGGGCGUUGCCAUCAACUUUGUCACCGCCGAUGAUGUCCGCAUGAUGCGUGAGAUCGAGCAGUUCUACAGCACCCAGAUCGAGGAAAUGCCCAUGAACGUUGCCGACCUCAUCUAA
Purpureocillium lilacinum is the source of this 1194-nucleotide messenger RNA. Its product is annotated as translation initiation factor eIF4A. Lineage: Eukaryota; Fungi; Ascomycota; Sordariomycetes; Hypocreales; Ophiocordycipitaceae. The record is from RefSeq and is a predicted model, not a curated record. Gene Ontology annotation, molecular function: RNA helicase activity; RNA binding; ATP binding.